Messenger RNA from Esox lucius (northern pike), 1825 nucleotides. RefSeq lists its product as uncharacterized. The record is from RefSeq and is a predicted model, not a curated record. NCBI's taxonomy places the organism in Eukaryota, Metazoa, Chordata, Actinopteri, Esociformes, Esocidae. The transcript has 10 exons. The coding region runs from base 16 to 1479 and encodes 487 amino acids.
CACACAAACACCCACAUGUGCACUGCCUUAAGAUCCUGUUUCCCUCCACCACAGCAUAACAGACACGACCACACAGUCCACUGGCUGCUUUCUCUGGUAAAGAUGCUUGUCGGUCGAUACCAUCUCUCCCUUUGGACUCUAACGGUGGUUACGGGUUGUCUCCGACUUUGGGGUACGGUCUCCUCAGACUCCAUCCCGGCUCCCUCCCUCAUAGUCGUCUCCUCGGUAGGGAAGAACACCCAGGGGCCCGUGUCCCUGGUCUGCCGGGCCCCUGAGGGCCACGGAGGGACCUUGUUCAGACUCAACAGGUUCGAGGAGCUGGUGGACACGCGGACGUUCCCCACCGAGAGACGGGAGGCUCAUUUUACCCUGCAGAUGACGACGUAUUCAGCCCAAGACGACCUGUAUUGCUGUCUGUACCAAAGCCAAGGGACUUAUAGUUUGUUCAGUCCCUAUGUGUCCCUGAUUCAGCGAGGUGUCUCCUCUUCCCUUCCCCCUCCUCUCCUUUCAGUCCAGCCCCCAGGUGGUCAGGUGAAACAUGGACAGACGCUCUCCUUCGACUGCUCCCUGGCUCCCUCCCAGCAGAGCGUGGAACCAGAGGCCUUUCUCCUGCUGAGAACAGCUAGAGUGACCAGGGGCUCCAUGGUCCACCCUGAGUCCCUGUUGGUGUUCCGCUCCACAGCCAGGGCCAGGGCCGGGGCCUUCAGCCUAGAGCCCGUGAGGAGCCAAGAUGGGGGGUCCUACACCUGUUUGUACCAGGUCGCCAUGCCUCAACAGGGCUUGGUCAAUUCCACCGCCAGUCCACCGGUUCAAGUGGUUGUCACAGAGGUGUUACCGCCCCCCACCCUGUCCCUGGACAACCAGACGGGGGGGGGCGUCCUGGUAUGCACCGGCUCGCCCUCCUAUCCCGGGGCCCGCUUUUCCCUGUACCGCCUGGGCAGCGUCCACCCCGAAGCCACCCGUGACGCCCCCGCGAUCCGACACCGUGCCCUGUUCGCCCUCUCCUCCCUGCCCCCCCGGGAGGACCCCAUGUCGGACCAGUUUCAGUGCCAGUACAGCGCCUUACUGGGAACCGAGUGGAGCCAUUCGGAACGCACAGAGCCGCUGGCCGUGUCCACCGUCACAGAAAAGAACUCUGAGUCCCCGCCGUUGUUGCCAGAUGCUGUUUCUCUGGUAGGGCCGAUUUAUAUGGACUGGCCUCUGGUCCUGGGAUCUCUGUCUGCUCUGGUUCUGUUCCUCAUCAUACUUGUGGUCCUGAGUGUGGCUGUGAAGAGGAAAGUUAAGGCUACAGUUGAGAAAAAGAGAAGAAGAGAUGCUGCACUUCUCUGGACCAAGCUUCAGUCCAGGGACCACAUUGUUGACCUUACCCUCACGCGCAUCAGUACUUCCUCUCAGGAAUGGGGAAUCUACGACAGACCAGCAGAAGAGUCCCCUGACAGGAGCCAUUUUUCUACAUUUGGCAACACACCAUCCUUCUGACCUCCUUUAUCACACCAUUUCGUACAUUCAUUUCCUUCAAGUGAAACGCACUUUAAACAAAUAGGGAUGUCAUGUUUUCUCAGCGCCUUUCUGCUUGACACACCCCUCGUCUUUCUCUCCUUUUCUCCUUCCCUCUUGUCCUCUCUAUCCUUCUCUUCUGUAUAUAUUUACAUGGUCCUGUCCUUUACCUUUACAUUGUUCACCUCUCUCCGUUUCUCUCUCACGGACCCUUUUAUUUAUCUAGAAAGUCAACCUACUUGACCUACUUUACUUCAUCCCUCUCUCUCUCCUCCCUCUCCCUCAACACCUCCCCCUUUCUCCUCCCUCUCCCUCAACACCUCCCCCU